AUGGCGGGCCUGGCGGUGCCAGAGACCGGUGGUGGGGCCAGGCAGGGGGCACCGCCCAAGCAGGAAGCCCAAGCAGCAGGGAGGCUGCCCAGGGGUGGGCACUGGGCCAUGCCAGGCAGGGAGGGGGCAGCGCAACCACAGGGCAGCAUCAGGCCUGCUGGAGGCAUUGUCUUCUCCUCACAGCCCGACGGCACCCGUGUGCCCAUGGAGGUCGUGCUGAUGGAGAAGGUGGGCUCUGGUUGCCACUACAUCAUCCAGCUCCUCGACUGGUUUGAGCUGCCUGACAGCUUCCUACUGGUCAUGGAGCGUCCGGAGGCAUCGCGGGAUCUCCUGCAGCUCCUGCUGGAGCACGAGGUCCUGAGCGAGGAGAUGGCGCGCUGGCUUUUCCGCCAGGUGCUGGAGGCCGUGCGGCACUGCACCGCCUGCGGCGUCCUGCACCGUGACAUCAAGCCCCAGAACCUCCUCGUGAACCCGGAGAGUGGCGACCUGAAGCUCAUCGACUUCGGUUGCGGCACCUUCCUCCAGGAGCGGCCCUACACACAAUUUGCCGGAACACACGUGUACAGCCCACCCGAGUGGAUCGCCUGUGGCUGCUACUACGGCCAUUCGGCAACCAUCUGGUCCCUGGGCGUGCUACUGUACGUCAUGGUCUGCGGGAACCUCCCCUUCUGCAAGGACCAUGACAUCGUGUCGGGGCAGCUCUUCUUUGGGCACCAGGUCUCUCCAGCGUGUGAAGAUCUGAUCCGCUGGUGUUUGGCCAAGCACCCCGUGGACAGGCCGGAGCUGGAGGACAUCUUGUGCCAUCCUUGGGUGCGGGGCGGGCGUUUCUGA
This is a messenger RNA of Catharus ustulatus (Swainson's thrush), 831 nucleotides long. RefSeq names its product serine/threonine-protein kinase pim-1-like. Gene Ontology annotation, cellular component: cytoplasm. The record is from RefSeq and is a predicted model, not a curated record. Gene Ontology annotation, biological process: protein autophosphorylation. Bases 1 to 831 code for a protein of 276 amino acids. Gene Ontology annotation, molecular function: protein serine/threonine kinase activity; ATP binding. NCBI's taxonomy places the organism in Eukaryota, Metazoa, Chordata, Aves, Passeriformes, Turdidae. The transcript is spliced from 3 exons.